Molecule: messenger RNA, 1428 nt
Organism: Ogataea philodendri
Lineage: Eukaryota; Fungi; Ascomycota; Pichiomycetes; Pichiales; Pichiaceae
Exons: 1
Coding region: 1-1428 (475 amino acids)
Molecular function (GO): protein binding
Source: RefSeq, a predicted model, not a curated record
AUGAUAUCAGACAAAUUUGGGACCAACGCUGCAAGUGCGAUACAGCAAGCGCUUGCGAGGGAUACGCCUUUAUUAAUUUUAAUAGGAAAUAAUGCGGAAUCGACAAAGGUUUGGGAAAGAAUGGUACUAGAUAAAGGGUUAUCUGUUGAAAAUCGGGCUCUGAUUGAGAACGAUCUGGUCAGCCUUCGAGUCAAUAAGCCUUCGCUAGACUAUACCAUGCUCUCUGAUACUUUUUCUGAAGUUGCCGGUGCUACCCCUCCCGCACUGUUUGCCAUUUACCGUGGAAUGAUAGUUGAACAAAUAACAAGCACAACCACCGUCAAGGAUGCAAACCUGUGUUUAUUGCGCCUUAAGAAGAAGUGGGUUUCAAAGAAACAAAUUAGCUCUGUUACUAAUUCCAGAUCACACGAGUCCAGGCCCGAAGUUACAGAUGUUGCUGUGACUCAAAUUCGAUCUGGGGUCACAAAUAGUAUCAAAGUUAAGCACCCAGAGGCUGAAAGUACGAGCAGUAAGAUCAAGAGCGAAUUAGAAGAUCAACCGAACCACAAGAGAGUCAAGAAAAAUGAGGAGGCUAAAUUGGAAGAUAUGGGUGACACCGAAAGCGGCCAUGAAGUAAUGCCAAAUUAUCAUCGAAGUGGAACGAAUGAAAUGUUGAACGCAUCUCAAAUCCGGGUUAAGCUCAUUGAUGGAGCUGUUACAUGCUUCAAGUUUCCGAGUGACUGCAAAUUGUCAUUGGUUAGGGACCAUGUUGUCGAACAACAUAAGGAAUACCAGCAAAUCCCCUUUCAAUUUUUCAGGGCAAUUGAUCGAUUCACUUUCACACCAGAAGAUGAGAAUUCAACACUUCAUGAACUUCAGUUGAACAAAUGCACUUUAAUAAUCAAGCCUAUGGAUCCAUUUGAAGCACACCAGAAACCUGACAAUAUAGGAGGAAGCUCUACUUUUUCAUGGAUGAAAAGAAAGCUUGGAGCUUUAUUUUGGGGCAAUAACGACCAGGUUCCAAUAUUCAACUCUCCUAAAUUCGGUGAACAAACACGUUCACUUGCGGAUGGCCUACGAGAGACUACUAUGAUUUCUCAACACCCAGGCUUGGAUUCUGAUACGGAGUCUGAUGCUGUAUACCAAUCUCCUGAAAAUCGCUCCACAAUUUCACGGUCCUCUUCGCCAUUUGAACCAUCGCUAAACAUUUCUUCCUCGGAUUCAAACUUCGAUAUUCGCGGAAUAAGCAACACAAAUUUCCUUUCCAACCCUAACAAUAUUUCAAUUGGUACAACCAAACAGCCUCUCCCUAAAUUGAAAUCGAUUGGAAUUAAUAAUUCUGCCGCUUCGUCCAAGACAAGGUUAGCAGAAAUAUCAGACUGCAAAGGGGAAUUAUCGGAAAGCAAUAUCAUAAACAUGGAGGAUAGCAAUGACGAUAAGGUUAUUUAA